Molecule: messenger RNA, 2386 nt
Organism: Nicotiana tabacum (common tobacco)
Lineage: Eukaryota; Viridiplantae; Streptophyta; Magnoliopsida; Solanales; Solanaceae
Product: putative sulfate transporter 3.4
Biological process (GO): sulfate transmembrane transport
Cellular component (GO): membrane
Molecular function (GO): secondary active sulfate transmembrane transporter activity
Source: RefSeq, a predicted model, not a curated record
UGCCCCUAGCUCUUAACUCAACUCCUCUUUCUCUCAAUUCUUCUUCCUCUUCCAAAUUCUUGAAAUAACCACAAUUCCCACCGCUUCUAACUCAGUUUAUUUUUGUUAUAAACUUAGUGUUUUUGUAGAAUAUGGGACUAAGUUCAAACAGAGUAGAAGAUUUAUCUGGCCAUGCAUGCAAUGAAACAAUUAUCACAAUCUCUACUACUAGUACAGAAUUACACAUAUCAAAUAAUCAACCAUUUGAAGUACACAGAGUUUGCUUACCACCACACAAAACUACCCUUCAAAAACUCAGGCAAAGGCUAUUGGAAAUAUUUUUCCCAGAUGAUCCACUUCACAAAUUCAAGAACCAAACAUGGUUAAUGAAGUUGGUUUUGGGUCUUCAAUUUUUCUUCCCAGUUUUUGAGUGGGGUCCUCAGUAUAAUCUUAAACUACUAAGGGCAGAUGUAAUUUCUGGACUCACAAUUGCUAGCCUUGCUAUCCCACAGGGAAUUAGCUAUGCAAAGCUUGCUAAUUUGCCACCUAUUGUUGGGCUAUAUUCAAGCUUUGUGCCACCAUUGAUCUAUUCAGUAUUGGGGAGUUCGAAACACUUAGCAGUUGGUCCGGUCUCGAUAGCUUCACUUGUUAUGGGCACAAUGCUGAGUGAAGCAGUUUCUUAUACUGAAGAACCUGUUCUUUACCUUCAGUUGGCUUUUACAGCUACCCUUUUUGCCGGACUGUUUCAGUCUUCACUCGGUUUUUUCAGGUUAGGAUUUAUCAUUGAUUUUCUGUCGAAGGCGACUUUGGUUGGGUUCAUGGCUGGUGCAGCAGUCAUUGUUUCAUUGCAACAACUGAAAGGGUUGUUAGGGAUAGUCCACUUCACAAGCCAGAUGCAAAUAGUUCCUGUUUUGUCUUCUGUUUUCCAGCACAAAAAUGAGUGGUCUUGGCAAACCAUUGUUAUGGGCGUUUGUUUUCUCGCCUUUCUGCUGACGACUAGGCAAAUUAGCACCAGGAACCCAAAACUUUUCUGGCUUUCAGCAGCAUCUCCGUUGGCCUCGGUUAUUCUCUCAACUCUCGUAGUGACCCUCCUUAAGUCCAAGGCUCAUGGUAUUCAAACUAUUGGACACCUGCAAAAGGGUCUAAAUCCGCCCUCAUUGAACAUGUUGUAUCUAAGUGGUCCUUAUCUGCCUCUUGCCAUUAAAACUGGCAUUGUUUCCGGAAUCUUAGCGUUAACAGAAGGGAUUGCAGUAGGAAGAACAUUUGCUGCUUUAAAGAAUUACCAAGUUGAUGGCAACAAAGAAAUGAUGGCGAUUGGACUCAUGAAUAUGGCUGGCUCUUGUUCUUCCUGCUAUGUUACAACAGGUUCAUUUUCUCGAUCAGCAGUAAAUUACAACGCUGGGGCACAAACGGUCGUUUCAAACAUAAUAAUGGCAACAGCUGUGUUAAUCACCUUGUUGUUUCUAAUGCCACUGUUCUAUUACACCCCCAUUGUCAUCUUGGCUGCAAUUAUUAUAACAGCAGUUAUUGGCCUAAUUGAUUAUCAAGCUGCUUUCCGGUUAUGGAAAGUUGACAAGCUCGAUUUCUUGGCUUGCUUGUGUUCGUUUUUUGGUGUUCUUUUCAUCUCAGUGCCUCUCGGCCUAGCCAUUGCAGUUGGAGUUUCGGUUUUUAAGAUCCUAUUGCAUGUUACAAGGCCCAAUACUAGUGUCCUGGGCAAUAUUCCUGGAACUCAAGUAUAUCAAAACUUAAGUAGAUAUAGAACAGCUGUUAGAAUUCCUUCUUUCCUUAUCCUUGCUGUUGAGGCUCCUAUCUACUUUGCAAAUUCUACCUACUUAAAAGAAAGGAUAUUGAGAUGGAUUCGCGAAGAGGAAGAGUGGAUAGUAGCCAACAAAGAAACUGCAAUCAAAUGUGUAAUAAUCGACAUGACAGCUGUGUCGUCCAUAGACUCAAGUGGCAUCGACACAAUAUGUGAACUACGAAAGACACUGGAUAAACGAUCUCUUAAGCUUGUGAUGGCAAAUCCAGGUGGGAAUGUUAUGGAAAAACUGCAUCAAUCUAACACUCUCGACGCCUUUGGAUUAAAUGGAAUAUAUCUAACAGUUUCUGAAGCUGUGGCUGAUAUCUCAUCUUUGUGGAAGUCUGAACCUGAAUCAUCAAUAUAAGAUUUUGAUUGCUUUCACGGCUCAAAGUCAAUAAAUGAAGAGGAAGUAUUUGCGCUUCGAAAAGUGGACGAUAUGUAGCAUGUCAUGAUAGUUCCACAGCUCAAAGUGUUGGAACUGUUUACAAUAUCAAAUCCUUAGUUGAAGUUUUGUAUAUUAGAUUAGCUCAAAUUUGCAAUGUAGUGUACGAAUUUCAAUUCACUGUAAUCCUAUUUUCCGACAUAACUAUGUAGCCAGUCUUUUCUUAA